This is a messenger RNA of Phalaenopsis equestris, 1493 nucleotides long. RefSeq names its product transmembrane protein adipocyte-associated 1. The transcript is spliced from 6 exons. NCBI's taxonomy places the organism in Eukaryota, Viridiplantae, Streptophyta, Magnoliopsida, Asparagales, Orchidaceae. Gene Ontology annotation, biological process: G protein-coupled receptor signaling pathway. Bases 124 to 1035 code for a protein of 303 amino acids. Gene Ontology annotation, cellular component: plasma membrane. Gene Ontology annotation, molecular function: G protein-coupled receptor activity. The record is from RefSeq and is a predicted model, not a curated record.
AUAAUUUACCGCUCCAAUGCUCAUUUUCUUUCUACAUCGGCAUCUUUAGAUCGCUCUUCUCAGAGUUCACCGUCCCUUGUCCACAUUUAUCUUACAUGUGAGAGAAUUACCGGAGCCACGGAAAUGAGAGGGCUGGAAGAUUUGGUUACUAACUCCCUUCUAAUCUCCCCGGACCCAAGCGCUCCGGCAGCCGGAGCAGGGGUAGGCUCCGAUCAGUCUUCGUCCCAAGUGGACUGCCACGGGCUUUUGUACAAUCUUUCGCUCGUCGUGCCGGCAGUGCUAUUCGUAGCGUAUCUGGCGUCGCAGGCGCGGCGGAGCUUCGCGAAGCUUAGCUAUGGGCGGUCUUAUGUCAUGAUCGCGUACUAUGCUCUCCUCUGGAUCGUCAGUGUUCUCAAUUUCGUUUGGUGCGUUCUUCAGUCAUGGCAAUGUACACCUACGAAGGAGUUUUCAUGGAACAUUUUAUCACUAUGCACACAAUCAGGAAUGCUGUUUCUGGAAGUCAGCUUGAUUGCCUUUUUACUUCAAGGAAAUCAUGCUGGUGAUUUGGAAGCUUUCACGCGCACAUUUGUUGUGUCCGGAGUUAUAGUUGCAGUAGAUGCACUGCUGAAGGCUAUCUAUUUAUUUGGCUUUGGAGUGCCCUUGUUCAUCGAUGGUGUCAGUCAAUUAAAUAGAGUGAAAUGGGGCUUGUGGAUUGUUCAUAAACUAUUGCUCACUGCAAUUUAUGGCUUGAUUUUGUUCGUGUACCAUUCUAAAUGGAGGGAGAGACUACCUGCUCGACCAACAUUCUACAACUACAUCUGCGUCAUGUUCUUGAUAAACACAGUAUCACUCUUCUCCUGCCUGCUUAUGGAAAAUGGAUUUGGGUUUGGGUUCUGGUUGCAUGGUCUUAUAACCAUAUGCUACCAUUCAUUUUAUCUUCCUCUCCUCUACAUGACAUUCCUUGCAGAUUUUUUCCAGGAAGAAGAUCUGAGGUUGGAGAAUGUUUAUUACUCAGAGAUGAAAGAUGCUGGUUUUUUUGAUGCUGACUGGGAAUAACCUUCUGGUAGAAAGAGUUUGCCUAAAUCUAAUUCUAACCUUCUUGUGUUCAUCUCUUCGUGCUAAAGGCUUGCAGGCUCGCCAAUCUCAUAGAUCUGUUCUAUAUUUUGUAAUGAAAUGUAGUAAAAAAGAAAAAAAGAAGAAGAAAGACCUUGUAUUUUGCAAGCAUAUCAGUGCUGCGUACCUUAAAUUAUUUCGACUUGCUUCUGUUGAUUCAUAAGUUUAUUUUCCACCUAAGCUUUUAUUAAAGGUGUUAGGCAUCCCAUUCCACCAUCCAUGCUGGUCCACAUGCCAAUAUGUUGUCUUUUCCUUAAAUUGUGGAUUCUGUGUUGUAUAUGUGUUUGUCAUGUCUCAAAGCUGUACAUGUUCUCAUCUCUUAAAACUAGUAAAACUAAAGGUCUUUUUUCUCAUCUUUUGUAGCUAUUUCAAUCUCUCUCUUUUUUUUCUUUCUUUUUCUC